Molecule: messenger RNA, 510 nt
Organism: Plasmodium gallinaceum
Lineage: Eukaryota; Apicomplexa; Aconoidasida; Haemosporida; Plasmodiidae
Gene: dUTPase
Product: deoxyuridine 5'-triphosphate nucleotidohydrolase, putative
Exons: 1
Coding region: 1-510 (169 amino acids)
Biological process (GO): dUMP biosynthetic process; dUTP catabolic process
Molecular function (GO): magnesium ion binding; dUTP diphosphatase activity
Source: RefSeq, a predicted model, not a curated record
AUGCAUCUAAAAAUUAAAUGUUUGAGUGAUGAAGUAAGAGAAUUAUACAAAAAUCAUAAAACAUAUCAUGAAGGGGAUAGUGGGUUAGAUUUAUUUAUUAUUAAGGAUGAAGUGAUAAAGGCUAAAUCAACUACAUUUGUUAAACUAGGUAUAAAAGUAGUAGCUUUACAAUAUAAAUGUGAUUGUUACAAUAAGUGUUGUGAAAAAAAUAAGAAAGACGAUACAAAGAAUGUGAUAAAUACAAGUUUUUUAUUAUUUCCACGUAGUAGUAUAUCUAAGACACCUCUACGAUUGGCUAAUUCAAUUGGUUUAAUAGAUGCAGGGUAUAGAGGAGAAAUAAUUGCUGCUCUUGAUAAUAUUAGUGAAGAUGAUUAUCAUAUUAAAAAAAAUGAUAAACUAGUUCAGUUAGUCUCUUUUACAGGUGAACCCCUUUCCUUUGAAUUAGUUGAUGAACUUGAUGAAACUUCAAGAGGUGAAGGUGGAUUUGGUUCUACUUCAAAUAAUAAAUAA